Molecule: messenger RNA, 1944 nt
Organism: Xylaria bambusicola
Lineage: Eukaryota; Fungi; Ascomycota; Sordariomycetes; Xylariales; Xylariaceae
Exons: 1
Coding region: 1-1929 (642 amino acids)
Source: RefSeq, a predicted model, not a curated record
AUGUCAAAGGCAAAUUUCUUAGGGUAUAUAAGUUCGUCUUCUACUUCUACUUCUACUCUUGCGAUAUCGAUUUUAUCAGACGAGAGGAAAGCGGUGUCUUCUGAGGACCGACGGGAUAGGAGUAAAGGGAAUGGAAGAAGUGGAUGGGAAAGGGGUGGAAGGGAGGAUAUGGGAGGGGACACCGUGAACAGCAGAGUGUUGUUCGUGGGCGUGUGCAUUUUCCGCUUGGAUAGGGAGACGCUACAACCUGCUGUGCUGCUGAUACGCCGCCGCGAACCGAAGUCCCCGGGUUGUUGCGCGUUCGCCACGACGAAGACCAGGGCGGCCACCGGGUGUGAAGAGGCGGGAAGGCAAAAGGAAAAACAGAGGAGGAAGAAUCGGAGACAGACGCAUGUGGUUGGUGAGUGGGAAUUGCCUGGGGGAAGAGUCGUGGACGACGAUUUCUGUAUCUCGGCUGCUGUUGAUCGGCUUGUGAGGAGGAUGCUUGGGUUAAAGGUUACGAAGAUCAUGGUCAUGCUUUCGAGUAUGGAGUGGAGUUAUGAGGACAGGGUUUCGGGGUGGAGGAGAGGUGGGAGAGAUGGUGAUGGGGAAGAAAGUGAAGGGAGUGAGAGUGAUGACGAUAAGGGCUUUGGUUCUUCAACGGAUUGCAUUGAUUCCGGUAGUGGUGAUGGUGAUGUCGACGAAAUGAGUGAAGGUGAUAAAGGGCAAACACAGAGUACGAGUCAAGUUAGCGCCAGCGGUCACGGAGGCUGGAAUAGGGAUUCUACGUCCGUUUCCGGGUCGGUGUAUUCGACCGAUGAACGAAUUGGCCGUGCGGAAAGUGAGUGGGAUCCUAACGAAAGAGUCACGCUCAACACGGGUAUGCCUGAGAAUUACCAGAGCUCGCCACCCUCAUCACCAUGGACACUCGUUCGACCGCUAUCCUCUUCCGAUCCCGAUCUCCGUUUCGACUCUACUUCCAUCCCACCACCAUUGCCGCCUAGACAUCGUGGACGAGGUGGUCAUGGUUAUAUACAAGAACAUACAAAUGAGCAUGGGAACAGCAAUAUCAACAACAGGAAUAAUCACAAAAUUAACAGUAAAAAGAACAAUCACUACAAUAAGAAUAGAAAUAAUAGCGUCGCUACGUACCUGUACGACUCAGGCUCCGACCACGAUCCGUCGCUUGAACCAGCACCCCUCUGUGUGCCGAGGAAACCUGUUGCGGGAGCAGCGAGAACUAUAACGACUACUGAAACUAUACCACUGAGAGCAGAGAAGGAAAAAAAGGGAAAUGAGAAAGAGGGAGAGAUAAUAGAUAACCCUUCCCCUUUCCGCACCCGCGGUCGAAGCAAUACGGCGUCGUCCACGACAUUAUCGCUGUAUGACGAUUUUAAUCCCGGGUCUGAAACUACGAGGACGAGGUCGAAAUCGAAAUCGAAAUCAAGAAGUAGAGGAGGACUGAAACGUAACGCGCAAAUGAUUCCGCAUGACGUCGUGCGGAAGACGUGUAUGCAGUUGAAUUUCGGGGUCAUUGUUGACGAGGACAGUGAUGGUGGUGGUGGUUUUCUUGGUGAGCGUCGUGAUGAUGAUGAUGGUUAUGGCGAGGAUGAUGAUGAUCAUAAUGGGAAGAAGAAGAAGAGAGCUGAAAAUGGGGGAGAAGAAAAGGGGGAAAGAAAAAGUCAGGAAAGAGCAGGAGCAGGAGUACAGAGAAUUAAAGGGGUUGAUGAUGGUGAUUUCGGUGGUGAUAUGAGAGAACGAGAAGAAAGAAAGAAAAGAGGAAGAGGACGAGAGGGUAAUGGAAGUGGAAGUGGAGGUGGAAAUGACUUCUUCUCCUUCGAAUGGGCGACGUGCGCACGCGUGCGCGAGAUGAAUAUGAGCGAGGAUCUGAGGACUGUUGUGCUUGAGGGCUUGGGUUGGAUGGCUGAGUUGAAUGGACAAUUCUUUUGAUGUUUUUGCAUGAAG